Messenger RNA from Colletotrichum truncatum, 885 nucleotides. RefSeq lists its product as uncharacterized. NCBI's taxonomy places the organism in Eukaryota, Fungi, Ascomycota, Sordariomycetes, Glomerellales, Glomerellaceae. The record is from RefSeq and is a predicted model, not a curated record.
AUGCCUACCGCUUCAGAGCGCAUCCACGCCUUGAACCCCUUCUCCAGGAAGGAGUCUCAUAGUGCUGGCGCCAUCACGACGUACAAGGUCCUGUCCAUAUUGAGUUGGAUCCUUUCUCUUGUCGUUACCCUAUACUACACCGUUUACGAGCCUCACGAUGGCUUCACGAUCCGGAGAAGAAUCUGGGAUCAGAACUGGCUGUACCCGACUGCAUUCACCCUCAACUCUGUCAUUGUUGACAUCUACUGGAUUGUUCUUUUUAUCCUUCAAAUCGGAUACGUCGGUCAUCUCUUCUCUAGCAACGCCGACUAUGUGAACGCCGCCGCCAGCGUUGGAUCUCACUUCAUCUUCAACAACCUCUUGCACUUCGCCUUCGUCAUGCUCUUCGUGCGCUCCCACUUCGCCUGGGCUGAGGUUAUCUUGAUUAUCAACUUCUUCAACCUUUCCUCGCUGUACUUCCGCCACAACACCUACCCGCGUUUCAUCCACUGGCCAGUCGUAUCUGCUCCUCUGGCCUGGACCUUUGUCGCUAUUUACUGGAACGGCGCCAUCAUGGUUCCCCACCCCCACAGCUUGGUUGCCCGCAUCUUUGGCAACAUCUUCAUUUGGUCCCUCCUUGUCUACGGAGGAUUCUUCAUCACCAUCUACAAGGACUACACCAUUGGCUUUUCCCUCAGCGUUCUGUCCGCCGCCAUCGGCGUUGCCCAGUUCGAGCGUCAGAUCAUUGCCUUCCAGUGGAUCUUCGCCUUCACCAUCAUGGCAGUCCUGUUCGUCUCAACACUCGUUAUUGCCUACCCUGCCUGGACUGGCAAGGAGUACUCCUGGACCCGCCGUUCGGCCCCCGCAGACCAGGAGCGUGCUCCUCUUCUGGCUGACGACCAGUAA